This is a messenger RNA of Labrus bergylta (ballan wrasse), 967 nucleotides long. RefSeq names its product myosin, light chain 12, genome duplicate 2 (gene myl12.2). The record is from RefSeq and is a predicted model, not a curated record. Gene Ontology annotation, cellular component: cytoplasm. Gene Ontology annotation, molecular function: calcium ion binding. NCBI's taxonomy places the organism in Eukaryota, Metazoa, Chordata, Actinopteri, Labriformes, Labridae.
GGUCAGUUUCGGGAAGAGGAAAUGAAACACUGAUGGUUGUUCUCUUCAUCAGCCUGUGGAUGCUCCUCUGCUGAUCAGCCCUUUGACAGUAAACAAGUUUUCUGUAAGGAGGGGGGACCUACCAACCGCCAACAUGUCGAGCAAAAGGGCCAAGGGAAAGAACACCAAGAAGCGUCCUCAGCGUGCCACGUCCAAUGUGUUUGCCAUGUUUGAUCAGUCCCAAAUUCAGGAGUUUAAGGAGGCUUUCAACAUGAUCGACCAAAACAGGGACGGCUUUAUUGACAAAGAAGACCUCCAUGAUAUGCUGGCCUCAUUAGGUAAGAACCCGACAGAAGACUACUUGGAGACAAUGAUGAAUGAAGCGCCCGGCCCCAUAAACUUCACAAUGUUCCUUACCAUGUUUGGAGAGAAGUUGAAUGGCACAGAUCCUGAGGAUGUAAUCCGCAACGCUUUUGCCUGUUUUGACGAGGAGGGCACAGUGUCUUCUCCUGCAGGUGUGAUCCAGGAAGAGUACCUGAGAGAGCUGCUCACUACGAUGGGUGACAGAUUUUCAGAUGAAGAAGUGGAUGAGCUGUUCCGAGAAGCGCCCAUUGAUAAGAAAGGCAACUUUAACUACGUAGCAUUCACGCGCAUACUAAAGCACGGUGCCAAGGACAGAGAUGAUUAGUGACUGUAGCAGCUCUGGAUGAAGCGUAUUCUGUAUAAUCUGUGUAUCUUUAUUGGGUCUCUACUUAGAACAGCUAUAUCCUGUCAUGUGGCUCAUGACAAGCUUCACUGUGGUAUAGCUCACUGAAGGUCAUAUGUUUAAGCUGCUUGUUGGACCCCCCCCCCCCUCCCUCCCCUCCCUCCCCUCUCUAACUCCUCAGAAGCUCAUUUGCACAUCUGUGAAAACACCACUAAAAGGGUCUGUAUAAGCUACCAUGGAUAAAGCUGGAAAUAAACUGAAACAAGACAUCUGUUAUCAUGA